Pungitius pungitius (ninespine stickleback) is the source of this 1366-nucleotide messenger RNA. RefSeq names its product proteasome (prosome, macropain) assembly chaperone 2 (gene psmg2). The transcript is spliced from 8 exons. Bases 476 to 1144 code for a protein of 222 amino acids. The record is from RefSeq and is a predicted model, not a curated record. Gene Ontology annotation, biological process: proteasome assembly. Gene Ontology annotation, cellular component: nucleus; cytosol. NCBI's taxonomy places the organism in Eukaryota, Metazoa, Chordata, Actinopteri, Perciformes, Gasterosteidae.
GUCAAUCAUCACAAUCGACAUUGAGGCAAGAAGGACCCCCACACGAAUGAAAACAGAAUUAGAGUGAUAAUCCCUUUUGGUCAUAUUAAUGUUACAACUUAUUUCCAUUUACAUUUCUUUCCCAGUACCUGUUUAGUUUCUCUAAACGCCACAAUGUUUAUCUCGUCACAAAACCCACCACCCUGCUUUAAAGGUUUCACCCUCGUCAUGGGACCCCUGUCUUUUAAGCAUUAUUGGGAAAUAAACCCACUUUUGAGUUGAAAGCCUGUUCCAGGCCAGUUGGACCAAGUAAUCUAACAGGUCUAGCAAUAAAUAUUUUUUUAACAUUACCAAUAUAGUUUUCAUUGAACCAUUCAUGUCCAAAUUAUUAUGUAGAUAUUUAUAACAUUCUCACGUGUUUGCAUUGGUGCAACCAGCAGUGGCUGUUGGUAAUGUGGGACAGCUGGCCGUGGACCUCAUUUUGUCCACUCUCAAAAUGAGAAGAGUAGGCUAUAUACACACAGACUGUCUCAUCCCCAUGACUGGAAACAACCCAUACGCCACCUGUAAUGAAGACGCCGAGGAGCUGCACACCCCUGCAGAAGUUUACACAGCAACAGAACAGAAGAUGGCAAUUCUUCAAAUCAGGGCGCCAAUUAUUCAGACAAAAUCCAAAAAGUUCCGUCAGCUGCUUGUGUCUUGGAUCAAAGCCAGCGGGUUCUCCAGGACUGUCGUUCUGUCCAGCAGCCACGCCUACCAGAGGGAUGACCAACAGAUGAAGGGCACUCCUUUAAGGUACCUGGUCACUCCGUCCCUGCUGAAGGAAAGUGCGCUUGCGUUGGAGGAGCUUAGCUGGAGGGAGAUGGAGCAAGUGCCGGCCUUCCCAGGACUGACGGACGCCAACACAGACCCUCGACUCUAUAUCCCUGGAGGAGGCAUAACCAAAGGACUCUACAUGGACAGCUGCGCAGUGGAUCUCCCUCUGGCUGUGCUGCUGCUCUUCUGUUCAGAAGGUGACAACAUCCCAGACGCCUUUACGCUUGUCAACCACCUCAACGAGUGGCUUCAUCUGCUGGAGAAGCCUAGCCAAAAGCCUAACAAAUGGAAGAUCCCAUCUUCCUGGAGUCUUCUUUUUGGCAGUGGAAUUCCUCCAGCAAUGUUCUGAUUUCAUUGUUCUAGAGUCUAGGAACAGCCUUUUAUAUGUAUUAUACUGAGUUCGCCUGGUUUGGACGCACAAGAACCCUUUACUGACCAAACAUUUAUCCCAGUCUAUUUUUUUUGAUAAUUAUCUUUGGUGUAAAAGAAUUGUUAAGGGAAAGAAUUGCAAACCAUGUCUAACUAUAGCAGCAUUUGACAAAUGUUUUCCAAUAAAAGAUUAUGACAACAA